AUGACUGGAGUGCAGACCUCGCCCUUUGUGCGCCAGCUGGCGUCCAACAGCCGCUCGGUUCGGGAACAGGCGCUGGAGUCUUUGCGCUCGUACCUUGCGUCGCAGCAGCUCAGAAAAGCGCCGCAGCUGCAGUUUGACCAGCUGUGGAAGGGCCUCUACUUCGCGAUGUGGUUCAGCGACCGCCCGCGGCCGCAGCAGCGGCUGGCGGCUCAGCUUGGCGAGCUGAGCCUGCUGUUCCUGGACGGCGACACGGCGCUCGGCGACCGCGCGUUUGUGCGCUUCAGCAAGGCGUUUUGGAAGGUGAUGUGCCUGGAGUGGUACAACAUCGACCACCACCGGCUCGACAAGUACCUGCUGCUGGUGCGCCGCGUGCUGUACAACCAGCUUCGCUUUCUGCGCGAGCGCGGUUGGGAUGCGGCGCUCGUCGAGCGCUACGUGGCCAAGGUGCUGCAGGGGCUCCCCCUAAGCGGUAGCCCCAAGGUGUACAACGGCAUUCCCUUCCACAUCAUCGACAUCUUCGUGGACGAGUGGGAGCGCCUGGUCCUGCGUGAUGGCCGCGACGCCGAGGACGCGGAUAUGCCUGAGCUGCCCGAACAGCGCGACCUCAUAGCUGCGACCCCGCUGCCGCGCUUCGUCGCGGUGUUCCAGGGCCUCGCAGCCAACAUCGCCAACAUUAAGAUCCUGCGUGAGAAGAUAAAGCAGGACCUGCUCGCAGACCAGCGUCUCUACGACUGGGGCGUGCUGGCCCGGGACAGUCCCGAGAGCGACGACGACGACGACGUGGAGGAGUGGCAUGGCUUUUAG
Molecule: messenger RNA, 804 nt
Organism: Eremothecium gossypii ATCC 10895
Lineage: Eukaryota; Fungi; Ascomycota; Saccharomycetes; Saccharomycetales; Saccharomycetaceae
Gene: RRP1
Product: Rrp1p
Exons: 1
Coding region: 1-804 (267 amino acids)
Biological process (GO): rRNA processing
Cellular component (GO): preribosome, large subunit precursor; preribosome, small subunit precursor; nucleus
Source: RefSeq, marked provisional